This is a messenger RNA of Lytechinus variegatus (green sea urchin), 3231 nucleotides long. Its product is annotated as serine protease inhibitor dipetalogastin-like. The record is from RefSeq and is a predicted model, not a curated record. Lineage: Eukaryota; Metazoa; Echinodermata; Echinoidea; Temnopleuroida; Toxopneustidae. Gene Ontology annotation, molecular function: protein binding. The transcript is spliced from 9 exons. The coding region runs from base 850 to 2322 and encodes 490 amino acids.
AGUAUUUCAACGUGUUCAAGAUUUUCUGAACACUAUCCCCAAAACAGAGAGCAGUAGAUUUGGUUCAAGACAUAGUGCAAGACAUCGUGCAAUUUUGUUUUACUUCUUGGAGUUUGCAUCCAUAGACUAUAGUUUUGGAAGCUGUUCAAAAUAAAACUCCAAUGUUGCUAUGAAAUGGCAUCUGUCAAUUGUAUCUUGGCUCGUCCAUACCCGGGUUCAAAUUGAAAACAAACGUAGAGGAGAGGGAGGUCAUUGUUUUUAUACCUUCGAAAUUUCCCGCCGAAAGAUAUAUUAUGAAAGAUUUCCCGUCAUCCCGACUUGGCUGAUUGUUUGAUUCGGCCUGUCUCAAGGGAAUUGCCCCCCACUGAGAGCUGUCUUUUUGCAUCUUCAAAGGCGGAUGCGUGGUCACUUUUUAUUUCCUUGACUGAGCACACACCAUAGACGUGUGCUUUGAACUACCUGAAGGUUUAACUGAGAACCGAAUAAACAUUACCUCGUCAUCGGGUCUUGCACGGAAACAUAAAAGUCGAGAUUUGCCACAAAAGAUACAACAUCCAAGAACUGUCUCUUUUCCUGGACUUGCAGGAAAACCCUUUUACUGGUUGAUAGUACCUAACACGGAAUGUGGUUCCGAUGUAAUCAUUUAAAGGAAAGACGGGAUGUGGCGUCAUAUCUGUCUUUCAUGAAGUGAUGCCGGUACACCAUGGAUUCCCUGCAACCCAUCUGAAAAUAACAGACAACAAUAGAACUGGCAAAGAAACAAGAGGGAUUAAUCAUAUGCAGCUUCGGUGAAACAAGCGAACAAUUUGUAUUGUAUAUACACCUAAACCAAACCAAAGAAGAGACAUAAUGGAUUUAAAGUAUAUUUUCAACGUAUUCACGUUCAUCAUCUAUGCGGCAUCACUUCGGGUGACAGCGGACUCCAGUGAAGACGAUAGCUGCGAGGACUCGGACUCAUCAGAUUAUGAGACGAUGUGUGAACAGUACAUUGCUGUGACGAGAUGUCGGAACAACUACGGGCCAGUCUGUGGGUCAAACAGAAUCACGUAUAGGAGCGAGUACCACCUAGCACUGGCAGCCUGUUCACACGGGAGAGAUUAUCCGAUUAUUCACGUCACACGAAGGGGGUCGUGCAUACGGAUACCCAGACCUCCAGUCAUGGCAACUCGUCCCCCACCUGCCCGUGACCCUUGCGACUUCCGUUGCCAGAGUGGACAGCCGUUCGUCUGUGGCAGCGACGGAGUUGUCUACGAAUCCCGUUGCCAUCUUACUCGAAUCAACUGCUACGGCAACACAUACAUCACGGUUAUGAAUGAAGGAUUCUGCGGGGGCGAACCUACAACGCUAGUGCCGGCAAUGAAGGUUACCUCCCCUACAACGCAACCUGUUGUUGUAACCGUUAUGAUCACGCAACCAUCCGUGGUCACCACUGCCCCAACCACAGUACCGACAACACAGAUGACCACACCGACUCCUACCAGAAGGACGCCAAGACAGUUUGGAGGAAAUAACACACCACAACCCGGUCGCGGCGAUACUCCCUGCAACGACAACUGCCCCGAUGGUCCCGCCGACGGUUCCGCUGCUGUGUGUGGUACGGAUGGCGAGACGUACGAAACAGAGUGCCAUCUCCUUGUCAAACAAUGCCAAGAAGACAGGACGUUGGUCGUGUCAACCCGUGGUCGGUGUCCUCAAGCCCAAAGACAGUGUCCUCCAACCAGUAUCUGUCCAAGGGAGUAUCUUCCGAUAUGCGGUACGGGAAACAUCACCUAUCCGUCGUUGUGCCAUUUCCAGAUAGCCGCCUGUAAGGCCAAAGAUGACUCGAGAAAGGUCCUUCUUGCAGGAGAAUGCCCAAACAAUCUACAGCGAUCUUGCCCGAGUUGUCCACCAGAGAUAAAUGAAGUAUGUGGAUCAGACAACAUGACUUACACCAGUGAAUGUGCACUUCGGGAAAUCUCUUGCCUUUACAACCUUCCCGAUCUUCAGGUGGCGCAUCUUGGACAUUGCCCGAAUCAAGAAUGUCCCGAUACAUGCACUGACGUCAUGGAUCCAGUGUGUGCGACCAACGGCAAGACAUAUUCUUCGUUGUGCGCCCUCUCUGUUGAAGCUUGCAAAUACAAGGAUACUCAAAUCACAGUGGCUUACAGAGGCAGAUGUUCAGGAGAUUUUUGUAAUGUGGUAUGUCCGGAUAUCUAUGAGCCGCUAUGUGACAACAAAGGGACAACGUAUCAGAAUGUCUGCCAGCUAUGGAUCGCCAUUUGUAGAGACCCCGGACUUACCAAGAAACUAGAUCAAGAAGGAUGCAAUCUCGCUAUUCCUUAAACUAUUAUACAUCCUUUUUUAAAUCAGCAACUCGAAGAGAAGAAUGAUUUUAUUUCGGUGUGAAAAUCGAAAUCUGCUAUGGUGAUAAUCAGCGAGUCUGUGGACUUUCAAGAUGUCAUGUGACUCUUCGCUACACUUUACCAUGGUUACAAGUGGAAUGUUUAUUCGACAAGGGAUCAAGACACUGUCUGGAAGCAGUUUGAACAAGGCAACUUAGAUUGAGUGUUGGUCUUUUUAGGUGUUUCUUGAGGUUAUGCAUGCUCUGAAACAUGAAAAAAAUUUUUUAAAGAUAUUCACAAUAAAAAAAAAUAAUGGUUAAGUUACUGUGAACAUGGUAAUGCUACAAAAAAGCUUUCAGCGAUAGAUGGUGUAUAUUGUAAUAUUCUUCAAGUGUCAGGCAGUGAUCGUUAUUCAAUGUCUUUUUUAUUAUUGAUAUAUUCGUGACUUUUUCAUUCAUAUCAAUCAUUCAUUGCAUUUGAUAUGGCUGUUUAAAAUUAUUCGACUUACACUUUAGCUGGAUUUAAUGACGUGGUACUUGCAUCAAAAGUACUAUAAAAAAAAUCACAUUUCUGUAAAGCAUUCGGAUUCAUCCAUAAUUAAAGGGAAACCGUAAAUUAAUGCCAUAAAAUGGUUCAUUAAUUCAACUUUAAAAAGUUAGAAGCAAAGACUACAACGAACGAAUUAUGAGUUGGAAAAGUGUGUGAUUACAAACAAGACCUUGGAUUUUAUUCGAUGGCGAAAUUGACAAAGAAUAAAACUGGAAGACCGCAUUGAAAAUGACGGAGAUUUUGUUUUUGUAUGUGUGGAUGAACUGUUCCUAGUAUUUGUUUUCUUCAUCAGAGCUAUCUGAUUUCUACUCCGAAUUGAUUUCGAAUACUAAUGUAUGAAUAUUAAACCCAAAAUAAAAGC